GGGCAGCACUAAUUGUUUCUGAAAAUUGAGUAGUGUAAGAAUUUAGGUGUAAAAUAGACUUGAAAUUUAACUUUUGUUUAUUGUUACUAUGUCUGUUCCAAUUAACCCUUCAGAUCCAAAACGACCAGAAAAAAUUCAGAGAUACAAGGCCCCUGCCUCAGGGACUCCAGGAGAUGAUCCAACACCAGACUACAUGAAUGUGCUAAGUAUGGUUUUCAGCAUGUGUGGGCUAAUGAUGAAACUUAAAUGGUGUGCAUGGGUUGCAUUAUACUGUUCCAGUAUUAGCUUUGCUAACACUCGCAUCAAUGAUGACACCAAGCAGAUACUUAGUAGUUUUAUGUUAUCAAUCUCUGCAGUAGUGAUGUCGUAUCUUCAAAACCCUCAACCAAUGACGUUACCUUGGUCAUCGUAAUAUCCAAAUCGGUAAUUUACAUAAAACCAACAUUACAAGUAUAAGGACGAUUAUAUUUCAGCAGUGUAUAUUGCAGUGUUUAGAAUACAUAUCUAAUAUUUAGUGAUGAUAAUUCUGAAAAGAUAUUAAAUAUGUAACUUUGAAUUAUCUUGUAUUUCAAUCAUUCUUAAUGUGAGAAAAAAUAGACCUUCAGAAAUGUUCAAAUCUUGAAGGAGAAUGAAUGUUUUAAAUAAUAUGAAUGAUAAACAGACUGUGAGCAUUAUUUUAUAUCCUGAUAUCAAUCUUCUGAUAAAAAGAUAGUUAAAAUAAAAUGAGAGCAUGGGUAAUAAAAAGUUUUAUUUGUUUA
Molecule: messenger RNA, 758 nt
Organism: Limulus polyphemus (Atlantic horseshoe crab)
Lineage: Eukaryota; Metazoa; Arthropoda; Merostomata; Xiphosura; Limulidae
Product: protein Asterix-like
Exons: 4
Coding region: 89-412 (107 amino acids)
Biological process (GO): protein insertion into ER membrane
Cellular component (GO): endoplasmic reticulum membrane
Molecular function (GO): protein folding chaperone
Source: RefSeq, a predicted model, not a curated record